Acaulospora colombiana is the source of this 425-nucleotide messenger RNA. NCBI's taxonomy places the organism in Eukaryota, Fungi, Glomeromycota, Glomeromycetes, Diversisporales, Acaulosporaceae. The record is from the annotation of a GenBank genome assembly.
GAUCCGGCGACGGAGAUGUGAAGGUUUGGUCGAUCAAGAAGGAUUCGUUAAACCUCCUAAGGGUGUUAAAAGGUGUAGACGACGUCGGAAUCUUGACCUUGACUUUGCACGAUGAAUUGAUCUUUUGCGGUACACAAAACGGUAAUAUCAAGAUCUACGAUUUGGAUACCUAUCAGCACAUUCGAUCUCUCAUGGCACACGAAGAUGAUGUUUUGGCAUUGGCAAUCCACGAGAACUACUUGUUUUCUGGAUCCGCAGAUGGCACCAUUAAGAAAUGGAAUGAAAAGUUUGAGAUAUUGGACACUUCCAAGAAUCAAGGAGGAAUUGUCCUGUCGCUUGUCGUUUCCCCGCAAUUUUAUGAUGAAGAGCCGGCAUCGGGUCAUGGUUUUCGAUUGAUUAGUGGCGCCACCGAUCGAUUAAUAAAG